AAUGCCAGGAGUAUACUCACAUCUCUAGCAUCUAACUUUAUGAGCAGAGGCUUCAUUACUACAGGAACAGCGGCAGGUUCUUCCCAAAUCGUCUCCCUGAACGUCACAAACCUCCUGGUUCUCUUGCUAGUGAAAGCGCUUAUUUUUGCAGCUGGUUCAAUCGGUGCUGGUGGAUUUAAAGGUGGAGAGUACGCCAGGACUGUGGAGGAGGAGAAAUUUUUGACUGAUGAUGAGAUAUUGAUGUAUCUAAGUUUCCUGACAGGUUCCUCUGGUUGCCUACAAAACAUCGCUUGUCAGCAACCAUUGAAGGCGAAAAAGUAUGCAGCGGCUGGAGACCUCCUCUUGAAGCUUUCAAAGAUGUUUUCUUUGACCAGGGAUCUCGAAUACGAUAUGGUAGUGCAGGAGCUUGAACAAGCCUCUAACGUGGGCCUGGCAGGAGGUUCGUGCAGCAAUUUUGAGUGUGUAACAAGGACUUUCUAGAAGU
Messenger RNA from Diabrotica virgifera virgifera (western corn rootworm), 484 nucleotides. RefSeq lists its product as uncharacterized. The coding region runs from base 40 to 480 and encodes 146 amino acids. The transcript has 2 exons. The record is from RefSeq and is a predicted model, not a curated record. Lineage: Eukaryota; Metazoa; Arthropoda; Insecta; Coleoptera; Chrysomelidae.